GUCUAUUCCUUCUUCCUUUUCGUGUGGCCGUGUCACCGCGUGGUUCACUGCCGCAUUUCGCGUGAAAAAUAUCAAAAUGGCUAUCAAACCAGUAUACAGGCCUACGAUCGUUAAAAAGAGGACGAAAAGAUUCAUUCGUCACCAGUCAGACCGAUAUGACAAACUCAAGCGUAACUGGCGUAAACCGAGAGGUAUCGACAACAGGGUGCGCAGGCGCUUCAAGGGUCAGUACCUGAUGCCCGGCAUCGGCUACGGUUCCAACAAGAAGACCCGCCACAUGCUCCCCAAUGGCUUCCGCAAGGUGCUGGUCCACAACGUGCGCGAGCUCGAGAUCCUCAUGAUGCAGAACCGCACGUACUGCGCCGAGAUCGCGCACGCAGUCUCCGCCAAGAAGCGCGCCGCCAUCGUCGCGCGCGCGCAACAGUUCUCCGUGCGAGUCACUAAUGCUAGCGCGCGUCUGCGUACGCAGGAGAGCGAAUAAACUGUCACUUUAGUUACAUACAA
This is a messenger RNA of Cydia amplana, 504 nucleotides long. It is a transcript of the gene RpL32, whose product is annotated as large ribosomal subunit protein eL32. The record is from RefSeq and is a predicted model, not a curated record. Gene Ontology annotation, cellular component: cytosolic large ribosomal subunit; ribosome. Gene Ontology annotation, biological process: translation. NCBI's taxonomy places the organism in Eukaryota, Metazoa, Arthropoda, Insecta, Lepidoptera, Tortricidae. Gene Ontology annotation, molecular function: structural constituent of ribosome. Bases 77 to 481 code for a protein of 134 amino acids. The transcript has 3 exons.